CACGUCAGUGCGAUCCAGCUCGACGCGUACAAGAAGCGCCUGCUCCUGCAGCUCCUCCUCCACGGCAAGACCACGCCGCUGCCCAAGCACAUCGCACCCGCCGUGGCGCGCGCGCUGCGCACGCCCAGCAGCGGCGUCGCCGGCAGCCUCGAGGCGUACGAGCAGCUGGCGCGCGUGUACGCGCGCCGGCCCGCGCUGAACCUGCCGGCCGCGCUGCGCACCUCGGGCGGCACCGCGGCCGACAGGGUCGACCGCGCGCAGGAGGAGCUGGCACAGCUCGUCGUCGACCACCGCAAGGUGUUUGAGCAGGACGCCAACGCCUGCUUCGUCGACAAGCUCGUGCAGAUGUACCCGAUGCGCCGCAUCCAGCGCCUGCAGGACACGCUCAGCGCCGUCUCGCUGCGCGACGCCGCCGCGCUGCUGGGUCUCGGCGGCGAGAGCGCCGUGGCGGAGCUGCAGAGCAGCCUGCGCGAGAUGGUGCGCCUCCGCUGGCUCAACGCGUCCGUCGCGCCGUGUCCCGGCGCCGAGGACCAGCCGGGCAAGGCCAUCCUCACUUUCGAGGCGCCCGCCGAGCAGUACCGCACCGCCGACGCGAUGCGGCGCCUCGAGCAGCUCGCGCUCGAGCUGCAGCACAGCAACGAGCUCGUUGAGCGCAAGGAGCGCGCCACGGCCCGCAGCGGCCGCUUCCUGUCAAAGGCGCAGGCCGCCCGGCAGCCGGGCUAUGGCGGGUUUGGCAGCAUCGACUUGGACGACUUUGACGAGUAG
Tilletiopsis washingtonensis is the source of this 765-nucleotide messenger RNA. RefSeq lists its product as hypothetical. The annotation marks the transcript as partial. Gene Ontology annotation, biological process: ubiquitin-dependent protein catabolic process. The record is from RefSeq and is a predicted model, not a curated record. The transcript has 6 exons. Gene Ontology annotation, cellular component: COP9 signalosome. NCBI's taxonomy places the organism in Eukaryota, Fungi, Basidiomycota, Exobasidiomycetes, Entylomatales.